CACUAGUCCUCAACAUAUGCAGGUAGGGGUAGGCCCAGAUAAUUAAAAGAAAAAAAGGUAGCCUAAGUUAGGUACUUACCCGGACUGCUGCUUGCUUUGUUGUCAUGCUGCCUCGUUGUUACCAUCUGCUAUCUCACCUGCCCCAGGUGUGUCAUGAUUGUUUCAACUUCGGGCGUUAUACCUAAAGCACCUAGGAGGUACCUAAGUUACCUUUUAAUUGUGCCUCGGGUUGUUCUGUCCGACAAAACACCAGACGCUUUAAAGUUCUCUUACCAGGACUUACCGAGUGAUCGGCUCAUCCAACUUUCCUUCCUUUUUCCCCCUUCUUAUUUUAACCCCGUCAUCUACGUAGUAUUUACGGCAUACCUGUGGCGUUUCUGUUUAAAUUUCUUGGCGUCUCACUCUCUUUUCUAUUGCUAUUGGCUGCUUAUCUUCUUUAGCUUAAUCCAAUUAGGAAUAACUUACACGAGCUUCGUUGCUAUAUUCCAUUAUACACCACUUAUCGUUUAGCGUUACUGUGUUGACAAACGUUACUGAGACUAGAAUCUUGACUUACGUUUUCCCAUUACUAUAUAGCUGAUUACACUGCUGGUUCUAUAUUAAGAUAGAAUCUAACACCUCAUCAAAAAAGAGAAGUCCGCACACGACUAAGAGCCAAGGCAAUGGCAUCGUCAAACUCGUUCGGAGAGAUGGGCCUCUCUAUCAUCGGCUUGGGGGCACAAUACCCUCCAUAUUCUCUUAAGUCAGACGAGGUUAACAAAAUCGCAACUAAAUACUAUCCUGAUUCUCCUGCCAUGCAAAAAGUGCUUUCAAUAAAUAAAUACACGGGUAUCGACACGCGCUCAUCUAUUGGUACCUCGGAUCACCCUUCAGUGAACAAACCGGAAGCGCCAUCGAUAGCAGAACUUCACAGAAUUUUCAUGUCAGAUGGUGUUCCACUUGCGAUUGAGGCGUCUAGAAAAGCAAUUCUAGAAGCUGGAGUCGAUCUGUCCCAGAUUACUCAUAUAGUCUCUACAACGUGCACUGAUAGUGCUAACCCCGGAUUUGACCAUUUUGUAGCCAAGGGUUUGGGCAUUACGCACCAGGUAGAGAAGGUUUUGCUACACGGAGUUGGUUGUGCAGGUGGGUUAGCAGUACUACGCACUGCUGCCAACUUGGCUUUGGGCCACGCGAUGAGGCGGAAGCCUGCCAGGAUUCUAUGCGUUGCUCUUGAAGUGAGUACCACAAUGGUUCGCAGCGAGCUGAACAGCAUUGAAGAGCUCCAAGAAACGCGUAUUGGAGCUUGCUUAUUUUCGGAUUGUGCGUCCGCCUUGGUCCUCAGUAACGGAAUCGGACAGCUAGCAGCCGAACCAAUCUACAAGUUACUAGGGUGGGAACACAAAAUCAUUCCCGGGACGGAAGGUGAUCUUGGCUUCGACGUAGACCCGGUUGGUUGGAAGGUUGUGCUCUCACCUCGAGUUCCGAAGCUAGCAACCGAGAUACUACGCCCUAGUUUUGCCGAUUUGUUGGAAAAUAUUUCUGGUCUCCCUGCUGAAUGCAAAGAGGCAUCGGAUUUUGAUUGGGCCAUGCAUCCAGGUGGCCUCACAAUUUUAACGGGCGCCGAAACAGCGAUGGGUAUCUCUCCAGAGCAUAUGCGCGCGAGUUAUGACCGAUACAUGAACCACGGAAACUCGAGCUCAGCAACUAUUUUCAGCGUGAUGGACCGCCUAAGGAGUAAGGACAUGGAUGCACUGGCCCCCGGUGGCCGGGUUCGGGAGUACGUGGUAGGGUGCGCCUUCGGUCCGGGAAUAGCCAUUGAGAUGUGCAUGCUUAAGCGCAAUAUGAGAUAUCGCGGAACUGAUAUCGGACCCGAGACAGACAGUGAGGCUAGUAGAAGCGAGGCCGACGAGGAAGCUGACUGGGUAAGCAUUGAGUCCCGGGAGUCAAUUCCCGGCACACCUGGUUCCGCGAAUAUCCAAGCCGAACCAAAGCCUACGCUUGGGGAAGAUAUGUUCGUGAGAGAAGCAAUUGCCAGCGUCGAAUUGGAUUGAAGACAUUAAGCCGCGGGGUUGCAUGUGCCAUUACUUAUACCCAUGCCAUAUUUGAUGUACGCCCAAGACGCCACUUUUACCACUUGAAAAAGUUGCUUACGGGCUACGUCCUAUGAAGUGAUUCACUAUAGAAAGCGGAAGCAGAUGAUCUGAAAUACCUCUGAUGGAUUUAAUCUUAGAAAGAAUAUUAUCACGUAUAUAUGUAAUAAGUAAAUACGAUGGAAGUGUAAACAAUUCUAAAAAUGAAUGCUUUGAGAGAGAUAUAUAUAAUUGGUCUGGGCCAGCAAAUAAGUGAAAUACAAAU
This is a messenger RNA of Daldinia caldariorum, 2334 nucleotides long. RefSeq names its product putative type III polyketide synthase. NCBI's taxonomy places the organism in Eukaryota, Fungi, Ascomycota, Sordariomycetes, Xylariales, Hypoxylaceae. Gene Ontology annotation, molecular function: acyltransferase activity, transferring groups other than amino-acyl groups. The transcript is spliced from 3 exons. Gene Ontology annotation, biological process: polyketide biosynthetic process. The record is from RefSeq and is a predicted model, not a curated record. The coding region runs from base 663 to 2030 and encodes 455 amino acids.